UCCGGGGAUCCCAGACUUGUGUCCUGUGCAGGGAAUCUGGGAAGGGCUCAGGAUUGGGGCGAGCGCGGAAGACCUGGCACUGGGAGCCUAAGACCCGCGGUGCAAUGCAGGAGCCGAGCAGGCGCGCGCCAGGAACCCGCGGAGGGAGCAGGGGUUGGCGCAGGCGCUGGCGUUGACGCUGCGGGAGGGCGACUGUGGCCUAGGCGGUGGCCUUGGCCUCGGGUGGUGCGGAUGAAGUCGCCCAGGGGCUGCUAGUGGCUCCGCAGCGAGGCCUGGGAGAGCCCGGGAAGCCCGCCGCUGCCUCCAGGGCCACAACACAAGCCAGCUUGAGCAGGGAGAAACAACGGCUUUGAACCUGGACCUGCGAGCUGUUAUUUCAGCUACACUGAAGUUCUGCGAUCCCAGAAGGCACAUUUAGGAAAACGAUGGAGUUUAGUGACUGCUUCAGCCUGGCCCGUCCUCACAACCCUCGCCCAGGAGACUUGAUUGAAGUGUUCCGCCCUGGCUAUCAGCACUGGGCGCUGUACUUGGGUGAUGGUUAUGUUAUCAACAUUGCACCUAUCGAUGGCAUUCCUUCAGCCUUUACAAGCGCAAAGUCUGUGUUCAGCACCAAGGCCUUAGUGAAAAUGCAGCUUCUGAAGGACGUUGUGGGAAACGACACCUACAGAAUAAAUAACAAGUACGAUACAACUCACCAACCUCUCCCCGUGGAGGAAGUGAUGCAGCGCUCCGAGUUCGCCAUUGGGCAGGAGGUGGCCUAUGACUUACUGGUCAACAACUGCGAGCAUUUUGUGACCUUGCUCCGCUAUGGAGAAGGAGUGUCAGAACAGGCCAACCGAGCAAUAAGCACCAUUGGAUUGAUGGCGGCUGCUAUUGAUAUCUUCGCGUUCCUCGGCUUGUUUCCAAAGAAACAAAGAACAAAAUAUUAGCAAUUUACUGAAGAGAUUGGAAUUGAAGGAAUCUGUGAGGAGAAAGAAAUUCUGGGGCGAAUACUUAUUUUGAACGCAUCAUAAUUUCUCCCGGUCCCCAUGAUAGAUGGCAGACUCUGUAAUAAAUUGCUUGCUGAUUUUAAUCUUAUCAUUGAGACAAGGAAAGUUUUUCCCCCCACUAGUAUAGACUUGCUGUCGCAGCUUGAACAAAAAGCAGUUGCCUCUUGAUGGAGCCAGUUGCGGAGCUUAACAAAACCAAGAUCACAUUUUAUCUUCCACUGUAAAUAUUGUUUCGCUUUCCCCAAAGGACAGCCAUUUUGCCAGAGGGGUGAAAGUUAUUUGCAUAUGCUUCUGAAAGACAGCUGUCAAGGCCAACGUCUAAAUUCAUUUUCCUUUUCUUGUCAGAAAAAAAAAAAAAGGAAAGUGGAUAUUUCUAGUAUUGGUUAGGCAACAACUCGAGAAUCUCUGAAUGACAAAGCAUCUGAUAAUACCCCUAUACUGCUAUCCCUGUGGAGGUGUGAGCAUGUAGGAAGAGAAUUGGAAGGGCUUUUGUGUGUGCGUUGUUUGGGGUGCUUAUAAACGGUGUGCAUGUGUGGCGACAGUCGUGGGUGCCAGUCUUUGCUCUCUGAGACAGGGUAUAUUGCCCUUCACAACUUAGGACAGGCUGCCUAGCCCAUUAGCUUCCUUAAAGUCUCUCGUCUUUACCCCUGUUUCAGUGUAGGAGAUCUGGAAUUACAGAUGUACACUACCAAGCCAAGCUUCUAUGGAAGCUGGGGAUCUGAACUCAGGGCUUCAGGCUUAUGAGUAAAAUGCUUUCCCCAUUAAGCUAUCUCCUGGAUUUCUGUAAUGCUUACAGACCCAGUGGGUUCCCUAGAAUCUACUUAUUUGACAGGAAUCAGUGAUGGGCAAUGGGUUGUAUUUUUAUUGAGUUAAAUUGUUCCCUCUAGGUUGUAUAGUAGCUCAGUGGCUUGAUCUUUGAGCCUUGGCAAGUGAUCAUUAAUACUGAUGUAAAGUGCUAUAUUUGGGAUACAAAAUCCCAUAUCCCUUUAAAGACUUUUACUGUAAGCCAAGGAAUCCCAUUAUUUUAUGCUUUCGUUUUAUUGAUUAUGUGUUGAAUUAAACUAGCUUUAAAUACCA
Messenger RNA from Microtus oregoni (creeping vole), 2066 nucleotides. It is a transcript of the gene Plaat1, whose product is annotated as phospholipase A and acyltransferase 1. Gene Ontology annotation, molecular function: glycerophospholipid phospholipase A1 activity; A2-type glycerophospholipase activity. Gene Ontology annotation, biological process: N-acylphosphatidylethanolamine metabolic process. The record is from RefSeq and is a predicted model, not a curated record. NCBI's taxonomy places the organism in Eukaryota, Metazoa, Chordata, Mammalia, Rodentia, Cricetidae. The transcript has 5 exons. Gene Ontology annotation, cellular component: cytoplasm. Bases 426 to 929 code for a protein of 167 amino acids.